Pararge aegeria (speckled wood butterfly) is the source of this 1722-nucleotide messenger RNA. Its product is annotated as alpha-ketoglutarate-dependent dioxygenase alkB homolog 4. NCBI's taxonomy places the organism in Eukaryota, Metazoa, Arthropoda, Insecta, Lepidoptera, Nymphalidae. The record is from RefSeq and is a predicted model, not a curated record. Gene Ontology annotation, molecular function: demethylase activity; oxidoreductase activity. The coding region runs from base 129 to 1115 and encodes 328 amino acids. Gene Ontology annotation, biological process: oxidative demethylation. The transcript is spliced from 2 exons.
ACUUAGUGUGAUUUACAAAAUGGUUCAAAAACACAUAAGUUGGUUAUUUUUAUUGAUUUUAUGGUACAAAGCGAGUGUUGAGUGAAUUUUAACAAAGUAAAUAUAUUGUGCAAUAUUACGACACCAAAAUGAAACCUCGGCCGUGCGGAUGUAAGGGUUGCAGGACCUGUCUUGUUUGCGAAACUUAUUACGGUGCUAAUGCCAUAAAAGAUACUAAACCUCUUGAUAAAGAAAAAGGUUAUGUUUACUGCCCGCUAUGUAACAAAGCCUGGAGCGGUUGGGACAUCGAUUUGUAUAAACAGCAUCCGAACCAUGAAGGUACAUCCAUAGAUUACCCUGGUGUGUAUAUACAGCUCGACUUUAUAUCUGUAGACGAAGAAAAAGAACUAAUAGCGAACAUAGACGAAGUCCCGUGGGAUAUAUCGCAGAGCGGACGUCGUAAACAAAACUACGGUCCCAAAACUAAUUUUAAAAAGCAGAAAAUUCUACCAGGUAAAUUUGAAGGCUUCCCUCACUUUUCGAAGUUUUUACAAGAUAGAUUUCACAGCGUUAACUUGUUGGAAGGUUACGAAGUUAUAGAACAGUGUUCUUUGGAGUAUGAUCCAAGUAAAGGUGCUUCUAUAGACCCACAUAUAGAUGACUGUUGGGUGUGGGGUGAGAGAAUUAUUACAUUAAACUGUUUAGCGGACUCUGCCCUCACAAUGACUCCAUUUAAAGGAGAUAAGAAGAAAUAUAACCUUUGUUGUGCUGAAGAAUAUCCACCCUUGGUUGAGGCUGAUGGCAGUAUUAAUAUUGUAUGUGAAGAGAAAGAGAAAAGUAUGCUAGAAUUCUGCAAACCUACCAAAGAUAUGGAUGUUAUUAUAAGGAUACCACUAAUAAGAAGAUCCCUUACAGUUAUAUAUGGAGAAUGCAGAUACCACUGGGAGCAUUGUGUCCUACGGGAGGACAUAGCUUCUAGGAGAGUAUGCAUAGCAUAUAGGGAGUUCACACCUCCUUUUAUGAGUAACGGCAUACAUGCAGCAGUGGGACAUGAAAUAAGAGAUAAGGGAAAGCAGUUUUGGGACCAUCGUCAGAGAUUUAAGGAUUCUUGUGUCAUUCAAGACAUAGUAGCUUAAUAAUCCAGACCAUAGAAAGGAAGGUUGUUGUCUUAUUUGUAAAAAUAUCUAGAAAUGUUACCAAAUGGCACAACUUAUGGCAUGCAAACUAUACAAUUUUUAGAGAUCAAUGAAAUAUUGUAUUUCACUGUUCUGGUUCAUCAAAUAUAUUUAUUUGAGUCCAGCCCCUCGAAUUCGUCUUCCGGAGAUAUCUCACCCGAUUACUGAUAUGAUUAUGAUGAUAUGAUAUAUAGAGUAUCUACUCUCUAGUUAUCUUCAGACUACAUGGAAUCAAAGUUAAAAAUUUGUUGCAAAAAACUCUGCAUCUUUGAUUAGGCCAAGCAGUACUUCAAGUCAGAACAAAGUCUUAUCUUAAAACAAACUCUAGUCUACUCUGCUGCGAACUUCAGCCAUUGGGAUGGUUUUGACUAGUAGUUACCAGCUUGAUGUUGAAUUAGGUUGUUCGUCACCUUUCAUAUCCAAUUCAUACCAGUUGUAAUCUUGUAUUGAUGCCUAAUUGUAAUAUAACAUUUCGUGAAAUGAAAAUCGUAUUAUAUUUAUUAGUCUUUUACUUUUUUUUUAAAUAUGUUUAAAAAAAAAAAAAAAAAUAACUUAUGAAAAGAUAAUA